Messenger RNA from Ostertagia ostertagi, 726 nucleotides. The record is from the annotation of a GenBank genome assembly. Lineage: Eukaryota; Metazoa; Nematoda; Chromadorea; Rhabditida; Trichostrongylidae.
AUGGAUAACCCGAGUCCUUCCAAUUCACUACAGCCUUCAGCAGCGUCUCCAUUUGGCUUUCCGGAGAAAGAUGUGAUAUUUUUCAUCAAUAGCUGCAACCUGCCUGAGGAAGAAGCUCGCGAUUUCAUGCUCUUUCUAAAAGCCAAGAGCGCGAUUUCCGGGGCACACAUCAAGAAUGCUCUGGAACACGUCUCCACAGCGAAAUCGCCUCAUAUCCACCCAUCAGCCCUGCAACCGCCGUCCGCACUACCGUCAACUGCAAUGUAUGAAGGUCUCUCAGGUUUCACGCCGACUUUCGCCAGGCAUAAUGAUGCCAAAUACUAUCCGAACAUUAUCUGCGUCAUCUGCAAGGAAUGGGUGUGCUCACGUAGUCGACGGCUUCACGUGGGAGCGCACUUCGACUAUCGCAAGUAUAAAUGCCCGUAUUGCAGUUUUACCCAUAGCAAAGAGAUAUUUGUUGUUUCUCACAUGAAAAGAAUUCAUGACAAGCAAGGCCAAGUGCAGCAGAAGGACGAUCCCGUGAUUGAGGAAAGGAUUGAGGAAGUAUGUAACAUGAGCAUAGCGAUGACGCGAGAUAUACUUCGGGGACAAUACGACGAGAAAAUUUAUAAAAACUUUUCGAGUUCUUAUACGCCUCGCAGUCAAAUUCAUAACAAGGAGCGAAAAAGUCGGACGAAGGUGCUCACUGCGGUAACCGAUGCAACCAACAGACAAUUGCUCUCCUGA